Heterostelium album PN500 is the source of this 1494-nucleotide messenger RNA. RefSeq lists its product as uncharacterized. The transcript has 2 exons. Lineage: Eukaryota; Evosea; Eumycetozoa; Acytosteliales; Acytosteliaceae. The coding region runs from base 1 to 1494 and encodes 497 amino acids. The record is from RefSeq and is a predicted model, not a curated record. Gene Ontology annotation, molecular function: protein binding.
AUGUAUACAUAUGUUGUUAUUAGAAACCAAAUAUUUAAAAGUAUUAAACGGUUACAUGAUAGUCUAGCUGUCUAUAGUUAUAGUUGGUCAGAGAUGAUCAAUGCUCAACCAGAUCUACUUAUUCAAUACAACUAUGAACAUGAAUUUGUAAAUCACUAUAUGCAAUCGGAGCAACCCAAGAAUCUGGUGAGAUUAGUCACUUCAGCUGUUCGAUCGAAUCGACUUUCCAUUGUCCAAUAUCUCAUUGAGCAAAAAGAUGCAAUUGCCAAUACUGAUAGUCGCUCGAAUUACUCUGUUAUGAGUUGGUUGUCGAUUGCCGCCAAAAGAGGAUAUUAUGAUAUGGUCAUCUAUAUUUUGAAGACAGUUACAAACACUCUGCCUAACAUUGCCGAUGCUCUGGUGGAAGCUUCAGAAGGUGGUCAUCUCCAACUGGUCAAAUAUCUAUCGGAUCUCGUCAGUUUGGACUACGAAUUCAACAGAUCACCUGCCGAUGCCGCAGCUAAAGGUGGUCAUAUUGAAACACUAGAAUGGUUGAUCGUAAAUAGAAAACCAGCCAUUGUAAAUAGUUUGGUUGAUAACGCACUGGAGGGUCAAAAGAUGAAUGUUAUCCACUGGCUUGACGCCAACGGUUACAUUGAUUAUCAAAAUCAAACAAUCGAAAUGGACAAGUUUAAAUACUCUAUGAAUCAUGAAACAAUGAAUUGGCUUCUCAAUUCAAAGUGUAAAAUACACUUAACGAAUUUAGCGCUUCAAACAUUUAGCAGCAGAGGAUUCAUUGAGAUCUUGGAAUGGGCUAAAACAAACUCACCCUCGACAAGUAUGGCUGGAUGUUUUAUCAGUGCAUUCAAAGCCUAUCAAUUCGAAGUAGUAAAGUGGUUGCACGCAAACAGCACAGUUCAAUCGAGCACGAUCUACCUCCAUUUGCCAAAAGUACAAGAUGAUACGUUACCAAUGGAGAUGGUAAAGUGGUUCCAUGCCAAUAGAACGGAAUUAAUAGGAGCUGAAGCAAUGGAUAGUGCUGCUUGUUUCUCUCUUGACAUUGUCAAAUUUUUACAUCAGAAUCGAACUGAAGGUUGCACCAGACGAGCAAUGACCUAUGCUGGAAAGGAAAGACAGUUUGAAAUAUUUAGAUUCUUACACGAAAACAGAACAGAGGGAAUGAGUUGGUCGGCAUUCCAUCAUGUAAUCGGACAUACCACUUUGGAGAUCGUUAAAUUCAUACACGAGAAUAGACCCAAUGAGAACUGGAGUGCUAGAUGUAUCGACAAUGCAUGUAAAUAUGGAAGGUUGGAGGUUAUUCAAUUCCUCCACCAAAAUAGAUUCGAGCGAUGCACACCUCAGGCAAUUAGAAACGCAAUCUAUUUCCAACAUAGAGAUAUCGAGAAUUACCUCAUUCAAAAUAAUCUAUGUGAAGCUGUAGAUCACAAAGGUAUAGAGUCUGAUGGUGAAAAUUCUAAUGGAGAGUUCGAAGACACAGAAGAAAGCUUUGAUUAA